Periophthalmus magnuspinnatus is the source of this 3418-nucleotide messenger RNA. RefSeq names its product ribonucleoprotein, PTB-binding 1 (gene raver1). NCBI's taxonomy places the organism in Eukaryota, Metazoa, Chordata, Actinopteri, Gobiiformes, Gobiidae. The transcript has 14 exons. The coding region runs from base 203 to 2359 and encodes 718 amino acids. The record is from RefSeq and is a predicted model, not a curated record. Gene Ontology annotation, molecular function: RNA binding.
CUGUGGGCGCUGCUGUGAUCUGUAGUUGCUCAGUCAUUGGUCAGACGAAAGUGUAGCACCGCCCACAGCGCCCUUUACGUCGUUGUCCUGGAGAUCGCGUCCUGCUUUCGUCCAAUCAGAGGCGGCGCUGAGGGCACGUGUGUAUUGUUUAAACUGCUCAAAUCCAUCUGCACUUCGGGCACAAACUUCCACUGAGCGAGUCAUGGCGGCCGUUGUGUCUGUAAGCACCGCUUCCAAAGAUGAACUCACAGACACCGGACUCAGAUAUGCCUCUCGUCCUCACAAGGAACACUACGACCAUACGACCGAGCGCGAAAAGUGGAUGCCCGGCGUAGAUCGUCGCCAUCCAGACCUCGAGGCGAAAGAAGAGGAUCCCUCAGCGGGACGCGAGACUCAGCGGAGGGUCGACGAGGACCUGACAUCUCUGAGCCCAGAAGAAAUUGAGGCCCGCUUAGAAAGAACUCGUCGGGAGUUUUAUAAUCGCAGAAAAAUAAUCAUUAAAAACCUCCCAUCUGACAUUACCAACCAGGAGGUCCAUGAGCUGCUGGCCAACUAUGACCUGAAGUACUGCUUUGUUGACAAGUACAAGGGCACAGCUUUUGUGACACUAUUAAAUGGAGAACAAGCCCAAAGUGCCAUCAAAGAGUUCCACCAGCAUGUCCUACGUGAUCGGGAGAUCUCUGUCCAGUUGCAGCCUACAGAUGCUUUGUUGUGUAUCGCAAAUCUGCCCCGUACUUUGACCCAGCAGCAGUUUGAAGAGCUGGUGCGGCCCUUCGGUAACCUUGAGCGCUGCUUCCUGGUGUAUAGUGUCUCCACGGGACACUCCAAAGGCUAUGGCUUUGUGGAAUACAUGAAAAAGGAUUCGGCUGCCAGAGCCAAAUCGGAGCUCCUUGGAAAACAGCUUGGCUCUCGCAUGCUGUACGUCCACUGGACUGAGGUGGGGUCCCUCACAUACCCACUUCUACACUCAAAAUGUCUGUGUGUGGACCACCUGCCACAGAGUCUGUUGACUGCACAGGACCUCCGCAAUGCCCUCUCUGACACGCACGUGCCAGUCUUUUGCCAGUUGGCCCAGGGGCAAGAUGGCAGCUUUCGCCGUUUUGCAGUACUGGAGUUCUCCACGGCUGAGAUGGCAGAGGAAGCGCAGCGUUUGUUGGAUGGCAGGCUACUCUGUGGUACACAUAUCAGAGUGUCUUUCUGUGCUCCUGGGCCUCCUGGGAGGAGCAUGUUGGCAGCUUUGAUUGCUGCCCAGACAAUGGCUGUGAACCGGGGAAAAGGCCUCCUCCCAGAUCCCACAGCCAUGCAGAUCCUCACAGGCCUUAAUAAUCCUGCAGCACUUAAAAUGCUCCUCAACCCUCUUCCACAGGGACAAAAACAAGGGAUCUUGGGUGCUGCACCGACAUUGCCCCUGCUGACCAAUCCUGCCCUCUCGGUUGCAUUGUUACAGCUGCUCCUUCAGAAUCAGGCCAAGGCCCAGCAGGCUCCGGGGCUCAUCGGGGACAGUCCUCUGGCAUCUCUGCCCAGCCAGCAAGGAGUCCAUCUGCUCCAAGACCUGCCCCAAGGUCUGGGACUACAGACGGACCCUCUGGUACCCCUAAAGCCUUUGGGCAGAGCCUUGUCCAGGGAUCAGGAAUCUUCCACAGCUGCAUGCUCUUUCCCUCAGACCCCCUCUCCCACUCUACAGGGGCUGUCCAUGCCUCUGAUAGCGGCUGCGAUGGGGUCAGAUGGCCCCUCGCCACAAGCGACCUCGUUACUUGGUGAACCUCCUAAAGAAAUGAGCCUUUCCCAAGGUCCAUUUAUGAACACAGUUUUUCCUGCAGGGGGAAAUGGCAGGCCUCACCCCUACAGAAGGAGACCCACAUUAAGUAACUUGUCCAACCAGCCAGCUCAACAGAACAUGCAGCCAAAUUUCAAUCCUUGCUAUCAGGAGCCGUACACCCCUGAAUUUUCUCCUUUAUUUGCUGAAAAUCUGACAUAUUUGUAUGAACAAGAGAAUCUUGAUUCUGGAGCAUUAGGAUUAGGACAGCAGGUUCCUCAACAAUACAGUGAGAGGUUUUCCCACUUUAGUCUCCCACCGAGCCCUCCACAGUCAUACUUCAGUUCAGGGUCUGAUACUGCCAACAAUAGUGGCCUUCCACAUCUGAACAGAGCAGUGGGGAUGCCUCCAAAUAGUCACACUAACUACCCCCCUGGUUUUGGAGCUGUCCCUAAGACUCCCAUCGGCAGCCAUAAGCGCGUCUUCUCUAGGCUCAUUCCGUCUCCUGAGCCCAGCCCUGAGGGGAGUUAUGUGGGCCAGCACUCCCAGGGUCUUGGAGGUCACUACGCCGACUCCUACCUGAAGCGCAAACGCAUUUUCUAAGCUCUGAAAUACCCACUGAUUACAAUGAUGAACUCUGAGCAGUCUAAGGAUUUAUGUGUGACCUGCAGAGGGCUCUGUGGAGUCUGGGCUGUAGCUACCUGAACGCCUGUGUCUUUCAUGGGAACACUUGGUGAUUACUAUUUGUGUUUUGUAAAUAUGAUUUUUAGUGUAUUGGUUAUUUAAGUUUUUACUUUUUUUAUUUUCUAUUGGAAAAUAUAUACAGUUAAAAAAAAAAAAAAAUUGUAAGCUGGAUUAAGUAUUUUCUUAACCCUUUUUUUAUUGUGUUCCGAGUAUGUUCAGAGCAAUAGUUGGGCCAGUUUACAAAAGCAGCCAAUGGUUGCUCUUUUUAUUUCAACUUCACUAAGUGAUCCUGUCCAUGACUCUAGACAAAGGGACAUGUCUAAAACAAGCUUUAAUAGAAUAGCUUCUAUGUUGUCCUUCAGUCUGUCCUAUGUAAAAAGUUCAUUAGUUUGGUGUUGGUUUUUUUGGGUGUCUUUUCCUUCGUCCACUGUUUUUGUUUACUUCCUAAAUGUUGAAGCCUGAUUUGGUUCAGAACGUAGCUUUCCAUCCACAUAGUAACAGUUAUUUAUAGUGAUGUGUUGUUUUGUUUUGUUUUUUUCUUACCAAAAACGCUCUGUAAUUUCAUGACCAAUUUACUCUUCACUUUAUUUGUCAAAUCACAUCAUCCUAAUGUGUUAGUCAGACACUGGUGAGCACUGCACUGGUCACUCAGUCACCUGUACAAUAUAUUUCAAAAUGUAUUUACUGGAGUCAAGUUUUCUGUGUUCUUGACUUGAAUUUUGAAUGUUUGAACUCAGUUAGGAUUUGGAAGGAGCUGUGUGUUGUCUCUUUAUCUGCCUACAUGUCAACAAGACUGAGGGAUGAGUAUAUGGCAGCUAAAUUGAUGGACACUCUUCCUAUAAUUGUCUGUCUGGAAGUUAAUGGAAGCUACAGGCUCAUAAUUGGCCAGUGGCAUUAUGGUCUUUUCCCCUUUAAUUAUCUGACAGUUUGAUUGUGAAAACCCAUUACCUCUGCUAUAAAACACAGCUACUCUUAACA